AUGUUAGAUCCUUCAACAAGAUUAAGAAAUGCAAUAAUAGAAGGUAAUUUACCAAUUGUGAAAAGAAUAUUAAUAAGAUAUCCUGAAUUAUGGUUAAAUAUAGAUUCAUCAAAUCAAGGUUGGUCAAAUUUACAUUAUCUGUCAUAUUAUGGUCAUUAUUUAAUAUGUUAUAAUUUAAUAAAAUUUAUAAACAAGACAUUAGGAAAUUUACAAAAUGAUUAUACAAAUUUAGAUUUAUUAACUUUUAAUAAUUUAACUGUUUUACAUUUAUCUAUUCAGAAAAAUCAUUUACAAACUUUACAUUAUUUAUUACAAGAAUUUCCUGGUAAAAUUUGGUUAAAUUAUAAAGGAGGAGAAAAAGAACAAACUCCUUUACAAUAUUCAUGUAUUUAUAAUUUUAAUGAAGGUUGUAAAUUAUUAUUAGAAUUUGGAAGUGAUUUUAUGAUUAAAGAUAUAUUAGGUAAUUCAUGUUUACAUUAUUGUUUUCAAUUUGGUAAUUUAAAUUGUUUAAAAGAAAUUAUAAGUCAUAUUUUGAAUAUAAGUGGAAAUAUUGAAGAGUCUUUGAAAAAGAUUGAAGAUUUAGAAAAUAUAAAGAAUAAUCAAGAUUGGAUAGCAAAAGAUUAUGCUUCAAGUUUUAAAUUAAUUAAAGAAUAUGAAGAUAUGAAAAAUAAUUUAAUUUCAAAUUAUGAUUUUAGUAGAUCUUCCAAUGAUCAAAUUGACCCUAUUCAAGAUACAACAACUUUCAAAUCAACCAAUGAUAAUAAUAAACUACCUUCAAUGCUACGAUUGAAUACUCAAAAUCAUUCACAAAUGUCUUUAGAUCUGGAUGGAGAAAAUAAAGUAUUAUCAAGUCCAAUUAUAUCAAUGUCAAUACAAUCAAAGGAAGAAAGGAGUAAUAAUGGUAAUGGUACUCGUAAACAUGCAUUGUCAUUACCAAAUGAUCAAAAAUCUCAAAUUCAACCAUUGACAACUAGACAAAGAUCAAAUACUACUUACCAUAAUAGCAAUACUGAUACCAAUAAACAACCAUUAGCAUUAAAUAUAAAUACAUCGACAAAAUCAUCUACGCCAAGCAUGUCUAACUCAUCAUCAAUUCAUAAUCAAUUUAUACUUGGUCCAUUAACUCCAAUAACAACACAACCAAUGAUAAAUAAAACACCUUCAUUAAAGUCAGUAACUAUAUCACCAUCAAUAAGGAGUAAUUCAAAUCAAUUGCCAAACUCAUCAUCUUCAUCAAAUGGAUAUUAUCAUAAUGAAUUUAAUGGAAACAAUAAUCAUAAUAUAAAUAAUAUAAAUAAUUUAAAUAAUAUAAACAAUCUUUCAAUGGAGCCGGACUCACCACAAUCAAUAUUAUCAACAGAAACAAAUACUUCACCAAUGUCUAAUUCAAGAUUAGGUAUUAGUAAUCGAAGGAAAAGUUCAUUUUCAAAUCAAUUACCUUCUAUAAACUCUGAAAAUGUCUUUUGGCCAAUUACAGAUGAUCAAGAAUCUCAACCUUUAUCACAACAACAAUUCCAACAACAACAAACAAGAUCCAAUCUAAGACUUCAAGAUCUACAAAGAACGAGACAAAAUUCAUCUGCAUCAAUAGCAGCAAGAGUAGCUUUCAAUUCAAGUAGAACAUCGUUAAAUCAUUUACAUGAUAUAAGUCCUCAUAAACAAAGAUCACAAAGUUUUAAUAUUACUGUUAACAAUAACAAUAAUGGUAAUAAUAAUAAUCAAUAUAGUCAAAAUUCAAUUCUUACAACUUCAUCAUCAUCAAAUGGAAGUUUUUCAAGUUCAAAUAGUUCAAAUGCUCAAAAUUUAAUUAAUCAAUCAAUAACAUCAAAUCAAAAUCAAAAUCAAUCUGAUAAUAGUUAUACUACAUUAAAUAACUAUAAUUCUUCAUCAAAUUCAUAUGGAAACCAGAAUAAUAAUCAAAUAGAUAAUUCAAAAUUGAAAAAAUCAAAUUCAUCAAAUACAUUACCUUCAUUUUCUUCAAUUUCUUCUUAUAACAAUAAUAAGCAAAAUCAAAGUCAAAAUCAAUCAAAUGAUGAGAAUACUGGUAUUAUUGAAUCCCGUAGUAGUUCAAGUCCUUUAUUUAUUAAUCAAAAUUCAAGUUUAAGUUCAUUAGGUAAUAAUGUAAAUAAAGUAAGUUUUAGUAGAGUUAGGUAA
Molecule: messenger RNA, 2154 nt
Organism: Lodderomyces pseudojiufengensis
Lineage: Eukaryota; Fungi; Ascomycota; Pichiomycetes; Serinales; Debaryomycetaceae
Exons: 1
Coding region: 1-2154 (717 amino acids)
Molecular function (GO): protein binding
Source: RefSeq, a predicted model, not a curated record